Molecule: messenger RNA, 2398 nt
Organism: Phalaenopsis equestris
Lineage: Eukaryota; Viridiplantae; Streptophyta; Magnoliopsida; Asparagales; Orchidaceae
Product: geranylgeranyl pyrophosphate synthase 7, chloroplastic-like
Exons: 1
Coding region: 332-1411 (359 amino acids)
Biological process (GO): isoprenoid biosynthetic process
Molecular function (GO): geranylgeranyl diphosphate synthase activity
Source: RefSeq, a predicted model, not a curated record
ACACGUGCUUCUCAGCGCAUAUUUUGAAACUUCCCCCUCCUUUCCCUUUCCUGCCGUCCGAUCCUUCCCCUCACUGUUUAUCCGCCGUCCUUUCCCUUCUCUUUCCCCGUUUCAUCAAUAAACAAAAUUAGUACGUGCCAAAUUUUCGUUUCCUCCAAUUUCGCUGUACGCUGUUCUUCUACCGUACCAUUCCUCACACCUUCAUCGUGCACUGGUCCAUUUACCCGCCUAUAAAAUAACAAAUCAAUCCGCUGUAUUGUCCAUAAUACAACGCUCUGUUGAAGCAGCUUCAGAGUUCAUAUUCCAGCCCCUCCGUCCUCUCCCAUCUCGCAUGGCUUCAUUCCUUCGCAUAUCGUUCAGCAUCAACCCCACAGUUUCCAGAAACUUCCUCCCCCCUUCCCGAUCCGCUCAACCGCCUCCUACAACCGACGCCAACACCCUCUGCCGCAGCUCCCCUGCCAAAGCUCCGACCUUUCAACCGGCUGCGGAAAUCAACGCUUCCAUUCCCACCGCCCAGCUGAAAUUCGACUUCAAGUCCUAUAUGCUAUCGAAAGCCGCAGUUGUAAACCAAGCCCUUGAUUUAGCGGUACCUCUCGUAUACCCGGACCGCAUCAACGAAGCCAUGCGCUAUUCCCUCCUCGCCGGCGGCAAGCGCAUCCGACCGGCGCUCUGCAUUGCCGCCUGCGAACUCGUCGGCGGCGAAGAAAAGCUUGCUUUGCCUGCAGCCUGCGCAGUGGAAAUGAUCCACACCAUGUCGCUCAUUCACGACGACCUCCCCUGUAUGGACAACGACGACUUCCGCCGCGGAAAGCUGACCUCCCAUCGCAUGUUCGGCGAAUCCAUCGCCAUACUUGCCGGCGAUGCACUCCUCGCCUUAGCCUUCCACCACCUCUCUCAUUCCUCCUGCUCCAUAUCCCCUGCUCUCGUGGUCCGCGCUGUGGCAGAGCUUGCCCGUUGCACCGGUGUGCAAGGCCUCGUUGCCGGGCAAAUCGUCGACCUCGAGUCCACCGGAGUCGAGAAACUCGUCGGAGUUGAGACGCUCGAAUACAUACACGUUCACAAGACGGCGGUUUUGCUGGAGGCUGCGGUUGUUAUGGGGGCGAUAAUCGGCGGCGGGGUGGAGGAGGAGGUUGAGAGGCUGAGAAGGUAUGCGAGGUGCAUUGGGCUGUUGUUUCAGGUGGUGGACGAUAUACUUGAUGCGACGAAAUCGUCGGAGGAAUUGGGGAAGACGGCCGGAAAGGAUUUGGCGAGCGAUAAGACGACGUAUCCGAAGUUGGUGGGGUUGGAGAGGUCGAGGGAGUUUGCAGAGGAGUUGCUUCGGGAUGCAAGAUUGCAGCUUGAAGGUUUUGAUGCGGCAAAGGCGGCGCCUUUGGUUUGUCUGGCGAAUUAUAUUGCUUACAGGCAAAAGUAGAGGUUGGGAGGAGGUGAUGAUGUGAUUAUUAAUAGUUGGGGGAGUCGAUUAAGGUGCAAUCAAAACAGGAAAUAUAAGAUUUGAAUGUUCAGUUGCUGCGACUCGGAUGUAUUAUGCUGCUAUGUUUAUUUCUUACUGUGAUUUUAUUUUGGUUGUUAGAAAUGAAUUUGAUUCAUUUGAUUUCUGGAGAUUAAAGAUGGGUUUAAAUCAGCUAAUUGAUUGCUGAAACAUGAGUAUGGAUUUAUUCUGUGAUUCAGUAUUCGGCUGAUGGAGAUAGAUUUUUGGACCUUAUGAAUGUUAAAGUAAUGAUACAGAGACCAAUGAUUUUUCGACCUUAUGGUCUUUUCAGUUAGAAGGAAAAUGUAAUUUGACCAAUAAAAUGAGUAUUGAUUGUUGUCAAUGAUGGCUUUUAGGCGAUGUUGAACGUUGUGAGAUAAGUGGCUAGGCAAUCGGGGAGAUGUAAUGUGCUCUAGUUUCAGAUGAUCACGUAUGAAGUGGUAAUUCACUUCAACAUGCUUUGUCCUAGCAUGGAAAACGGCUUUAUGAGCUAAAGCUAUUGCCGAAGUGCUGUCACUGUAGAUUGUCGUGGGAUGUAAUUUUUGAUUCAUCACUUACUCUAUAAGUUGUAUGAGCUAAAGUAUUUCUGUAGUAGUGGUCGCAAGGGCCCUAUAUUCGGCUUCUGUGGAAGAUCUAGCAACAAUAGUUUGUUUUUUCGCUGACCAAGGUAACAGAUUUGGUCUUAUGUAAACACAUAAACUAGUAGUGAAUUUUUUAUCUCGGUGGUCACUUGCUCAGUCGAAGUCUGCACAUGCACUUAAGCACAAAUCACUAGAUGUUAUAGGAAGACCAUAAUUAAGUCUUUCUUUUUAAUACUCGAGAAGCCAUUUUAGUUGUUGAAAUUGUGUGAUGGUGGGAUUAUACAUAUAUUGGCUAAGAUAAUUAACAAAGAACAUGAUAUCCGGGCGAGUAACAGUUGAAUACUGAAGA